AUGAUGGGCGUGAUAUCGACUGGAGCGGUAGUUACAGCAGCAGAGCGUCGAGGACGGCCAAAGACAGUGCAGCAGGGCAAUCGGGAGUGGGUUACAGCUAUUCAGGGCAUCAACGCGAUGGGGUGGGCGAUUCUACCCUUUAUUAUCUUUGCCAGCAAGCACUACCUCUCCGCCUGGUACAAGGAAGAGGACCUGCUCUAG
Molecule: messenger RNA, 201 nt
Organism: Alternaria arborescens
Lineage: Eukaryota; Fungi; Ascomycota; Dothideomycetes; Pleosporales; Pleosporaceae
Exons: 1
Coding region: 1-201 (66 amino acids)
Source: RefSeq, a predicted model, not a curated record